AUGGUUCGAAUUGCUUGGGAAAAAGUAGGUAAAGAAAGACUGCGAGACAUUCUUAAUAGAGUUAGGAGCGAAUUGUUGCGCAAGCACAAGAAGACAGAUGUUGCUUAUUUAUACAAUUUAGGACCAGAUUGGAUGGAGGCAGAGAUAUGGAAUGAACUUGUUGCAUAUUGGAGUACACCAGAGUGGAGAAAGAAAUCAAAAGCUGGUAAAGCAAAUAGAAACAUAGAAAAAGAUGGGACUAUUACGAAACACUCUGGUGGUUCAAUAAAACUGGAGGUUCAUGAGAAUAGACUGGCAAAGAAGUUAGGUAGGCAACCAACUCAACUUGAACUAUUUCGUGCCACUCACACAAAAAAGGGAAGUCAAGGUGUUUUCAUUGAUGAAAAAUCACGACGAGUUGAUGGAGCUUAUUUGAGUGCCAUUGCUGAGAAUGUGAAUGACAAUUGUGAGAGUCAGUCUACUUUUGAUUUGAAUAAGUGGAUUGAAAUUUCUGGAAGUAGUAAAGGGAGGGUUUAUGGUUUUGAAUCUUCUGAUAUUGCAAAAUCAGGAACUCCAACUACCUCUUUCUCAUGUACAUCAGCUCAUCCUGGAGGACCUUCUCAAACUAUGUUUUCUUUAGAGGAGGUUGAACAAAUAUUAGAGCAAAAUCGGAUCAAAAUGAAAGAAGACAUGGAGCAAAUGCAAGAGCAAAUGCGAGUGCAGAUUGAAAAGCAAAUAAAAGAUCAGAUGAAAUCAUUGAAGAACAAGAAAAGAUCUUCACCGCAUAACACAACUGCAGCUUCUACUUCCAUAUCAGAUGGUUCAACAAAUUCAUAG
This is a messenger RNA of Manihot esculenta (cassava), 816 nucleotides long. RefSeq lists its product as uncharacterized. The coding region runs from base 1 to 816 and encodes 271 amino acids. The record is from RefSeq and is a predicted model, not a curated record. Lineage: Eukaryota; Viridiplantae; Streptophyta; Magnoliopsida; Malpighiales; Euphorbiaceae. Gene Ontology annotation, biological process: transposition. The transcript is spliced from 3 exons.